GAAAAGGAGUCGUGGGUCGAAUGUGGCGGUUUGCUGUCAUGGGCGACCCGACGGUGUCAACCUUCCUUGUCAGGGACAGUGACAGCAUGAUCAUCGAGCGGCAGGUGAGGGCAGUGCAGGAGUGGCUGGCGUCAGGCAAGGGCUUCCACGUCAUGCGCGACCAUCCUAAUCAUCAUGCGAUCAUGCUGGCAGGCCUCUGGGGGGGACACAACAGGAACCUCUCGCUGCUGAGGAAAGUUCGAGACGACAUCUUCGCUCAGCCCACCAACCUGACCACCAAGUUCGAUCAGUACAUGCUGGCUACGAAGCUCUGGCCGCACAUCAAGGACGACGUCUUGCAGCACGACAGCUACAACUGCCUCCAGGCCGGGCACGAAGGAUCGCUGCCCUUUCCUGUCAAGCGGGUGGACGGCCUCUACUGCGGCUGGGGACCCACCAAGCUGCGGGAGAGGAAGGUCGUCCUGGACACGAGAUGCCCCCUCGAGUGCAGGCCGAAGGAGCACCAGGACUGGAACCACUGCUAGGCGGAGGGCGUUCUGA
Messenger RNA from Penaeus vannamei (Pacific white shrimp), 540 nucleotides. RefSeq lists its product as uncharacterized. Lineage: Eukaryota; Metazoa; Arthropoda; Malacostraca; Decapoda; Penaeidae. The record is from RefSeq and is a predicted model, not a curated record.